Drosophila guanche is the source of this 949-nucleotide messenger RNA. RefSeq lists its product as uncharacterized. The coding region runs from base 193 to 621 and encodes 142 amino acids. The record is from RefSeq and is a predicted model, not a curated record. The transcript is spliced from 2 exons. NCBI's taxonomy places the organism in Eukaryota, Metazoa, Arthropoda, Insecta, Diptera, Drosophilidae.
GGCCCGAUCGCCGCUCGGAUGGCUAGAAAUUUAUGUAAAUGCAUGGAUGAAGACCCUGAACUUGAAGCGAUUCGCUGGAGAAUGGCGGACGCGGACCCCACCAAAGCACCUCGCUUCAGUCUGUUGUUGAGCGAAACGGAGAGCGGUCGAAGAUCGUGCUAGAAUUUAAAGAUAAUAGUUAAUCAGGAAACCAUGUACAAGUCGUGCUCUUACUUGCUGCUCGUCUCAAUGCUGGCUGUGAUUGCUGCCGGUACGCAGAGUCGGGAAUAUUUGCCACGCCGCCAGCCCCAGGCGUACUUCUACUCGACACCGACUCCUCCCGGCACCAUGGCAGCCUUACGGCGGAUUAUUCAAGGCCAUUUGCAUCGCUUCCAGCAGGCUGACAGCGCACAGUUCUCGCGUCGAGCCCUCAAUCACCAGGCCAAAACGGAAGUGGGCUCCAAGACGAUGCAGUUGUUGGUCUACCGCAUGCCUGCCGCUUCGGAGAACAUACUGGACUACGCCCUGCCACCGAAUACGCCGACACCAAAGAACUAUGCACAGAAUUUCCUACCCGACGGGAAGGAUGUCGUACCCGGAAGCUCUUACAUACCGCUGCGAUUACUCUUGAUACGACGCUGAGGCUGCGGCUGAGGCUAAUGCUGUGUUGUUGUCGCGUUGUCGGCGGCGGCACCGUGUGUUGUUCAAACGAGUUCGGUUCGGAUUCGGCUUCUGGCUGGGCUGUUCUGUGAUGUGGAAUGCCGUAGCCGCGAAUCGCAGCGGAGGCAGCCAGUAGAUGAGGCUAAUAUGUUUUAAUCUUACUGGUUCUUAUAGUAUAUAACUUAACGAUAUUUUAAUUCUUUGUUUUAAGGCCAGUGCUGGCAUUUAAGUGCGACAAUCUAAUUUAAGUCAAAACCAAACAUCCACGAGAUCCACGCAUCUUCCCCUCACACUCCAUGACUAUGAGUUA